AUGUUCAUUCUGUUCUUACUCAUUAUAACAGCUGAGAUUGUGAAAAAAAGGAAGGCGGAUGAAGAUGAGCUCUCGGGUGCUGAACGCGAGUGUGAACCACGAAAGCAAUGUUUGGCAGAGGCAUUAGAGACAGAGCAGCAAGCACUCAAUUUGCUCUGCCAUCGUCCCCUGACACACUGUGGUCGUCAAAUUACCUGGUAUCAUCAAGCUUUCUGGAACUUUGUAAGACACAGCACAGAUCAGAACAUUCAGCUGUCCAAAAUUUCCUAUGAUGCAAGUGUUGAACUAUGUGAGGUCAUGGCAAAGAUGUACAAGGGAGGGAAUGAUCAAUGUCAAGUGCUUGAAUCUGUGCUAUUGCAGGAGUUUGAGCUGGAGUUCGCAGAAUUCACCUUAAGCAACCAAUCUAGACCUGAUGGAAUCACAAUAAUCAUUUGUGAGAGCAAGAACGAGAUUGAGGGUUCAACAAUGAUCCAUAUCUCCAGGCAACGUGCUCAUACUCUAAAUUCUGGAGCCAGCCAAGGCUCAAUGCUUUACGGACAAAGAGCAACUGUCCUUCAAUGCUGUUCUGCUCAGCUGGACCAUGAUUUUGCAUAUGCAGAGCAGUGUUCCUUGAUACAUAAUACAAUAAUGGAGGCACUCAAAACUGCUUAUAAUGACCUUGCUGAGUACUACAAUGCAUUAGGGCAAUCAGAACAAAUGCUUGCAGAGGAUAUUGAUACACAGCGAUUCUAUCCUGACAUUAGGAGGUUCAAGGAUGUUAAUGGUAAGGAUUGCACCAAGCCUUACCAGGGCCAAACAGAGGAUGGUCAAGAAAUUGUUGUGAAGUUCACAAUGCAGUACAAUGAGGCUGCUCAUGAACUGUGUGCUAAAGAUAACCUGGCUCCAAAGCUGCUUGGUGUUGAAGAAGUCUCUAAGGGAUUGAAGGUGAUCAUUAUGGAAUAUGUUCAGAACACCACUAAGGCAUGUGCUGAGAAGAGGUACAAUGUGCCAUGGCUUGACAUGCGUUUUGCAUUUUUCACGUCACUCGAAUGA
Messenger RNA from Paraglomus occultum, 1032 nucleotides. The record is from the annotation of a GenBank genome assembly. Lineage: Eukaryota; Fungi; Glomeromycota; Glomeromycetes; Paraglomerales; Paraglomeraceae.